AUGUCGACUACAUCUCGAGUCAAGGAACAACCCUACUUUGUGACUGAGGAAAUGCUGAAAUACCUGCCGCCUUACCUCCAGGGAGUAGGCGAAACUGUCAGCGAGGUAGAGUGUAACACCUCAGGAGUUUGGCCUGAUUGGGUCAAGGGCACCUUCAUUCGCAUGGGAGUUGGUCGUUUUGUCGUUCCUCUGUCCGAUGACGGCUCAAAGCCUAAUGCAGUAUUACAACACUGGUUCGACGGGCUAGCCAUGCUCCAUAAAUUUCGUAUGGAAGACGGCCGCGUUUACUACACCAGCCGGUACACCGCUGAGGGCGUAAUCAAGAGAGCCAAAAAGAAUGGCUUUUUGCAAACCUUGAUAGCGGGCCUAAAUCCAAAUGCACCGCUCAAGGAUGCUCAGGACCCUUGCUCGGCGCUUCUUGGUGCCCAGCAAUCAGUCUGGAUUCCCACGGGCCACAUUGGCCCCGAUGAGUUUAACGUCAACGUUGUCCUUCGCAGGGCAUUUCAUAUCCCCACACAUGAAAAUCCUUACGACAAAGGUACACCCUCAAAGAGACCGGAGAAGGAAGAGAUCCUUGUCUCCACUGACUUUAACAUGCUCCAGAUCGUUGACGGAAAAACGCUUGAGCCUAAACGCAUGCUAACCUAUGCAGCUAUCGAUCCCGAGCUCGAAGGAUUCGGUAUCUGCUCUCAUGCUCUCAAAGACCGACAUAGGGGUGAGGAAUACAACUACCUCAUCGACCCAAAGACUGGCGUCUUGUCCGUAUUUGCACUCGACCUCAAGACUAACCCUUGCAAACUUUUAUGGAAGAGUCCUAUCCCUUGCAGGCCAUGCUAUGUUCACUCAAUGGCCAUGUCUAGCAAAUAUGUUAUAUUCAUUCGCAAUCCCAUCUCUAUGGACUUAUCGGACACCUCCAAGGGAUUCAUCCAGUCAAUGGUUUAUGAGCCUGACUCCCCUACCGAAUUCUUCGUACUCGACAAGAGCACUGGAAAACACAUCGCUUCAUAUAAUCUCCCAGAUAACAUCAUGUUCUUCCAUACCGUAAACGGCUAUGAUUACGUGGAUCCUCAUACGAAUGAGGUGAAUAUCCACAUUGACCUCUGUGCAUACUCGGAUCGCGUCCCGUUCAACGACUAUCACCUCAGCAACAUCCUAGAUCCUAGUGCGCCAUUCCAAGACGGAGUUUUGGUGCGCUACGAGCUCGAAAGCGUGGGAAAAGUCGAUCCUACCACAUUCACGCAGGCGACAACCAAGGCUGCUAUCGGAAGAACAUUCCUAGAGCUACCACGGAUUGCCAAGAGCGCUUCAAUGGUGCAUGGCUAUCGUUAUGUCUACGGCAUCUCGGGCCAUGGCGGACCAUCCCCCGGAACCAGUGUCCCCAUUGGUCGUUUAGGAAAUGGCUUGAAAGCGGUGCAUUGCAGUUUUCUCAGUCACGUUACCAAGUGCGACUGGGAGACAGGAACCUUCAAGGAAUGGUGGCCGGAGAAUGGGGAGAGUGCGCCUUGCGAGCCUAUUUUCAUCCAGAGACCAGGAGCCAGAGACGAGGACGACGGUAUCGUGCUCACCAUCGUCAUUAAUCGCGAGGCUACUCAUAGCGUUCUUGUUGCCAUAGACGGCAAGACUUUCAGGGAGAUUGCUCGUGCCGAUAUGCCACAAGUCUAUGCUUUAGGACCACAUGGAACUUUCAUUGAGGGAGAAUUUGGUAUCUAG
Molecule: messenger RNA, 1710 nt
Organism: Fusarium verticillioides 7600
Lineage: Eukaryota; Fungi; Ascomycota; Sordariomycetes; Hypocreales; Nectriaceae
Exons: 5
Coding region: 1-1710 (569 amino acids)
Biological process (GO): carotene catabolic process
Molecular function (GO): carotenoid dioxygenase activity
Source: RefSeq, a predicted model, not a curated record